Messenger RNA from Oncorhynchus masou masou (cherry salmon), 786 nucleotides. RefSeq names its product lymphocyte-specific protein 1-like. Gene Ontology annotation, biological process: muscle contraction. The coding region runs from base 79 to 771 and encodes 230 amino acids. The record is from RefSeq and is a predicted model, not a curated record. Gene Ontology annotation, molecular function: actin binding; myosin binding; calmodulin binding. The transcript has 7 exons. NCBI's taxonomy places the organism in Eukaryota, Metazoa, Chordata, Actinopteri, Salmoniformes, Salmonidae.
GGCGUUGGCUUGUGUCUUUCCUGUCAUCAAUGUGCUUCCCUGUGAUGUGUGUCCUUCCAGAAUGACACCGAGGAGAGGAUGAUGUCUGAGAACACCGGCACGAUCAACGAGAGGACUGAGUCUCUGAACCGCUCUCUGCAGAAAAGCAACAGCAUCAAGAAGACCCAGCCUCCCAUCCCCAUCUCCAAGAUCGACAACAGGCUGGAACAGUACACUCAUGCCAUAGAGACGUCCUCUAUGGAAGCCAAAGCAGCCAGGCAGCAGGCUCUGGCGGACCUGCCCAGCCCCACUGAGCCUGUGGCCUCCAAGAAGAAUCUGUUUGAGGCCGGGGAAGCUUGGAGCCAGCCGCCCAGGGAAACACCUUCCAAGGAUACAGAGGGUCUGAAUGUAGGCGUGGCCGACCUCAUCCACCAAUGGGUGAAAGGGAACCCAGACGGAAGCUGCAAAAGCCUCUCCAAGCCAGCGGAGGUGAAGGCCGGUGAUGUUCUGAGCAAGAAGAACCUCUGGGAGAAUCUAGGAGACUCUUCCCCGUCUGGGAGAGCAGGGAAGGGAGCUUCCUCUGGUAAAAAGUACAAAUUUGUGAUGAUGGCUCACGGCAAGUAUGAGAAGGUUGCCGUCGGUGAUGAUGAUUACAACGAGCACACAAACGGGAAAUCAAGUAAGACUUACUUACAUCCAGUUAGUAAUGUAUCAUCAUGUCUGUCCAGGAGAGAGAGGGGUCUGUUAGUAAUGUAUCAUCAUGUCUGUCCAGGAGAGAGAGGGGUCUGUUAGUAAUGUAUCAUCAUG